AAAGCAGCAAAAAGAAGAAAACAAGCCCAAAACGCAGAGGAAGGGCUCAUCUAUCGGUCUACGACGUGUCGCAAAUCGCUGUAUCGGAACAAGGGUAGAACCACUCGCACUUGCAAAUUUCCAACAAACAUUGGGUAAGACGGAUUUAGCUGAGUUUAUCGCAAAUUGUGGAUAUAAAGCAGUAGACAAUGCCUUGAAAGUUGGAUGGGAAAUAAAGGAGGCUCCAAGUGACUUAGAAAGAGCGACAAAAACUUGUAUGGAAAUUCUUGAAGGAUGUCUGGGGAAAGAAUGCGUAGCAGGAUGUGAUAAGCAAUGGCUUUAUAUAGCACACAAUGUUCUGUCGCGUAAUGAUAUUCCAGAAACAGAGUUUCGUGAAGCAGUAGUAUCUUUGCUAACUAAAGGACGGGGAGAAUACAGGAACAUUUUGAUUAAGGGGUCCAGCUACUUGUGGAAAAACUUUCUUACUAAAUCCGCUGAAUUCUAUCUAUCGCACGUUCACCAACCCUGCUACUACCAGCUUUGCUUGGGUGGUUAUUUUUCUGAAUUACUUCCGUUG
This is a messenger RNA of Paramuricea clavata, 556 nucleotides long. The record is from the annotation of a GenBank genome assembly. NCBI's taxonomy places the organism in Eukaryota, Metazoa, Cnidaria, Anthozoa, Malacalcyonacea, Plexauridae.